AUGUCUUCCCCUCGCAUCCGAAUUGGGUAUGCCCUUUCCCUCAAAAAGGAGCGUUCUUUCAUCCUCCCUUCACUCGUCGACUAUGCCAAACUCCAUGGCAUCGACUUUGUCCGCAUUGACCCUCUUCUCCCUCUUACUGAGCAAACCCCUUUCCACUGCAUCAUCCACAAACUCUACGACCCCUCAUGGGUUCAGCAACUGCAGGAUUUCACUUCCCAGUUUCCCGAUGUCGUCGUUGUCGAUCCACCAGAGCUAAUCUCCCGGCUUCUCAAUCGUGAUUCCAUGCUUGAAGUUGUUAAGGAGGUCAAAGUUCCACAAGGGGAUGAGCGGAUUGAAACUCCUAAGCAAGUCGUGGUGAAUGAUUUGGAUGUUUUGAUGAAAAAUGGGUUGAAUACGUUUAGCGAUUUGGGGCUUAAAUUUCCCGUAAUUGCCAAGCCCCUGGAGUCUAACGGCAGUGCGAGGUCUCAUCAGUUGUGUUUGGUGUCGAAUGAUAGUGGAUUGAAGGGAUUAAACGCUCCGAUUGUGUUGCAGGAAUUUGUUAAUCAUGGUGGUGUUGUGUUCAAGGUUUAUGUAGUGGGGGAGUGCGUAGUGUGCGUGACGAGGAAAUCGCUGCCGGACAUUGCGCCGGAGGAUGUCAAGAAGUUGGAUGCAGUUUCGAGUUUUUCGCAGAUUUCGAAUUCAGGAGCUCAAGGGGAUGACGAGGGUAAUGUUGAAAUGCCAUCUUUGGAAUUUGUGAUGCAUGUGGCAGCUGGGUUAAGGGAAGCAACAGGGCUUAGGCUUUUUAACUUUGAUCUGAUUAGAGAUAGUAGCGAUCAUAAUAGGUAUCUUGUGAUUGACAUUAAUUAUUUACCUGGGUAUGCCAAAAUGCCUAACUAUGAGCCUUUCUUAACCAAAUUUUUCUUAGAUGUUGUUCAAAAUCGAACUGUUGGUGGAGCCUUCAGUUCUUCCUAUGUAAAUGAAAACGAGGUAGUGUUCUGUUGA
This is a messenger RNA of Cucumis melo (muskmelon), 981 nucleotides long. Its product is annotated as inositol-tetrakisphosphate 1-kinase 1-like. Bases 1 to 981 code for a protein of 326 amino acids. The transcript has a single exon. Gene Ontology annotation, molecular function: inositol-1,3,4-trisphosphate 6-kinase activity; ATP binding; inositol-1,3,4-trisphosphate 5-kinase activity. Gene Ontology annotation, cellular component: cytoplasm. Lineage: Eukaryota; Viridiplantae; Streptophyta; Magnoliopsida; Cucurbitales; Cucurbitaceae. The record is from RefSeq and is a predicted model, not a curated record. Gene Ontology annotation, biological process: inositol trisphosphate metabolic process.